CACAGGGGGAUCUAGCUACUCGUACAGAGCGCGAUUGGCUUGGACAUGCUUACAAUAAUAAAACUUAACACCGAGCAUGCCAUUUUGUUAUCAACUUGUAUAACGCGAAAUAUGUUUUGAAGCUGAUUGAAGUACAUAUAUUUUACAUUUUGGAGCAUCAUACCGGGUUUUGACAUUUGGAGGCCUUUCGCUCUUCGGCAGACCCACUCGGACCCAGAUAAUGGGCACAACCUGGGCAGGAGCGGCCGACCGAUGAUGCCACUCUGCUGCACUGUGACCAGCCAUGUUCUCGUCCAAGGCUUUUCCCAGAAGGGGCUCCCCUCCCCCGACACUGUGCUUACAUAGGUCAGGAAUACAACUACAUCAUACAAAAGGAACGAUGGUAUGGACUUGUCUGAACUAUGGCACACCUGCAGGAUAAAGGUGAGGUCCCCCGACAUCUGAUACCAAAAGGAAAACCAAGAUCAAGUAGAUCCAUAUUUUAUAAGGACAAAACAAGUCAAUGAACAACUGAUGGUUUAGCGUCCACACUUUCACUAUGUUGACGAGGUUGCACCAUGGCUGCUGAUUCCUGUAGACUAGUAGACUCUCCGGUGCAGCACUGAGCCCAGUGACCCUAACCCAUGAUGCAGCGUAACGGUGGCGGGGUGGGGGCUGGUGGACAGCCGUGGGUGCUGCGGCGCGUGCGCCUCACCUGGCUCAGCUUCAUGCUCUUCUUCAUCCUGGUCUUCUUCCCGCUCAUCGCCCACUACUACCUCACCACCAUCGACGAUGCGGGCGGCCCCGACAAGCGCAUCUUCGGCCCUCGGCCCGGCGGUGAGCUGUGCGAAGCCAAGCACGUCCAGGACCUGUGCCGCAUCCGCGAGUCGGUCAGCGAGGAGCUGCUACAGCUGGAGGCCAAGCGGCAGGAGCUGAACGGGGAGAUCGUCCGGCUCAACCUGCGUAUCGAAGCGUGCAAGCGUAGCAUCGACAGUGCCAAGCAGGACCUGCUGCAGUUGAAGAACGUCAUCAGCCAGACGGAGCACUCAUACAAGGAGCUGAUGGCUCAGAACCAGCCCAAGCUCUCGCUUCCCGUGAGGUUAUUACCUGACAAGGACGACCCAGGACUACCCCCGCCCAAGUCUGCCCACGUCUGCCGCCUGCGCUCCUGCUUCGACUACGCCCGCUGCCCGUUGACCUCGGGCUUCCCUGUGUACGUCUACGACACGGCCUCCUACCCCUGGGGUGAGUCCCUGGACCCGCUGGUCAGGCAGGCCUUCGCCACCUCGGUGAAGAGCAGCAUCUACGUGACGGACAACCCCAGCAUCGCCUGUCUGUAUGUGGUGCUGGUGGGGGAGCUGCAGGAGUCUCCUUCCUCCCCCCUCCCGGCCCCCUCAGCGCUGGAGAAGCAGCUGAAGGCUCUGCCGUACUGGAGGUCUGACGGACACAACCAUCUCCUGGUCCACCUUUCCAGGAAGUCCAUGACGCAGAACUUCCUGUACAAUGUGAGCACGGGCCGGGCGGCAGUGGCCCAGUCCACCUUUCUUGAGCAGCAGUACCGCGAGGGCUUCGACCUGGUGGUGUCCCCACUGGUCCACGCCCUCUCUGAGCCCAACUUCCUGGAGGUGCCGCCCCAGGUGCCUGUCAAGAGGAAGUACCUGUUUACCUUCCAGGGCGAGAGGGUGGAGUCUCUGAGGAGCAGCCUGCAGGAGGGGCCGCCCCAGUCCUUUGAGGAGGAGAUGGAGGGAGACCCGCCAGCCGACUACGACGAUCGCAUCAUCGGAACGCUUAAGGCAGUGCAGGACAGCCACCUGGACCAGGUGCUGGUGGAGUUCACCUGUAAGAGCCCGCAGCCGAGCCUGCCCACAGAGUGGGCCCUGUGUGGGGAGAGGGAGGAGCGGCUAGAGGUCCUUAAGGCCUCCACCUUUGCCUUGGUCAUCUCCCCCGGGGACGGUCAACUGAUAGCCUCAGCGGGCAACGGCAUGAGGCUGUUUGAGGCCCUGGAGGUGGGGGCCAUCCCUGUGGUACUGGGGGACCAUGUCAGGCUGCCCUACCAUCAGCUGGUCCACUGGAGCGAGGCGGCCAUUAUGGUACCCAAGCCCCGCAUCACCGAGCUGCACUUCCUGCUACGCAGCCUAUCAGACAAUGACCUGCUGGCCAUGCGGCGGCAGGGCCGCUUCCUGUGGGAAACCUACUUCUCUACCUCAGAGAACGUCCUGGGCACAAUUCUGGCUAGCGUCCGGACCCGCAUCCAGGUGCCCCCCGCGCCCAUCCACGAGGAGCCCGCCCAGGAGAUCCCCCACAAGGCGGGCAAGAUGGCGGGCACGGACGCUAACCUGGCCGACAAUGGCGACCUGGACCUGGGUCCCGUGGAGACGGAGCCACCCUACGCCUCACCACGCUUCCUUCGCAACUUCACCUACACAGCAUCUGACACCUACCAGAACUGGAACCGCGCCCCGGGGCCUUUCCACCUCUUCCCUCACACGCCUCUGGACCCGGUGCUGCCCUCGGAGGCCAAGUUCCUGGGUUCGGGCACGGGCUUCCGCCCCAUUGGCAGUGGCACGGGGGGCUCGGGGAAGGAGUUUCAGGCAGCGCUGGGUGGGAACGUGCCCCGGGAGCAGUUCACCGUGGUCAUGCUGACCUACGAGAGGGAGGAGGUUCUGAUGAACUCCCUGGAGAGGCUCAACGGGCUGCCUUACCUCAACAAAGUGGUGGUGGUGUGGAACUCCCCCAAGCCUCCUUCAGGCGACCUGCUGUGGCCAGACAUCGGCCUGCCCAUCGUGGUGGUGCGCACGGAGAAGAACAGCCUCAACAACCGCUUCCUGCCCUGGGACGUCGUGGAGACGGAAGCCAUCUUGUCCAUCGACGACGACGCCCACCUCCGCCACGACGAGAUCAUGUUUGGGUUCAGAGUGUGGAGGGAGGCCAGGGACCGCAUCGUGGGCUUCCCCGGGAGGUUCCAUGCCUGGGACGUCAACCACCAGUCCUGGCUCUACAACUCUAACUACUCCUGUGAACUGUCCAUGGUGCUGACGGGCGCCGCCUUCUUUCACAAGUACUAUGCGUACCUGUACUCGUACGUGAUGCCCCAGGCCAUCCGCGACAUGGUGGAUGAGUACAUCAACUGUGAGGACAUCGCCAUGAACUUCCUGGUGUCGCAUAUCACCCGCAAGCCCCCUAUCAAGGUGACGUCUCGUUGGACCUUCCGCUGCCCCGGCUGCCCUCAGGCCCUGUCGCAUGACGACUCUCACUUCCACGAGCGCCACAAGUGCAUCAACUUUUUUGUCAAGGUGUACGGCUACAUGCCCUUACUCUACACGCAGUUCCGCGUGGACUCUGUGCUCUUCAAAACGCGCCUACCCCACGACAAGACUAAGUGCUUCAAGUUCAUCUAGCCCAGGGCUAGGCCCAGCUAAGAACGUUGGGCAGAACGGAGCUAGAGAGUGAGGAACUCAGGCAGGACGGAAGAGAGAGCAGAGAGGACUGGUUGUGAGAAAGAGGGAGGUUUUGGGAUGAGGGCUUAAACCCAGGAAUGGAUCUUGGAUGAAUGACACAGACCACACCUUCACUGGAACCUCUGAUAGGCUGGAAGCUGAGAAGAACCUCUGCCAAUCAAGAAGCCUUUUCAUUUUUUAACGUAAUUGUAUUCUUCAUCAUGUCGUUCAUGUGUGUUACAUCAUCAACUACUACACAGAUUUCAUUUAGCUUGUUAUGGGCCUGCAGAGAGAAAGAGGAGAGGACGCUGGCAACACUGCCUGUCCAAGGACAGUGACUUAACUUGACUCUGCGAGACAAACUCAAACUGCCAUUGUAAACAGACUGGUUUUAAACUGACACAGGGUGAGAAUGAGACAGUGGACUGUCACGUGGGCCAGCCCUGAGCUCCUGAAUUGCUAGCUAGACAUUUCACCGUUUGAGAGAUAAACAAAGGCAUACCCCAUUUGUCAUUGCACAAAUUGUUUUGUUUUUUGUCAUUUAUUUUAUUUUUGGUACUCAUUUUACAUGUAUUUACUCUACUCUUGUAUAUGAAACCGUGAGAGAAGCACUGAUGGUUGUAGAAGUAUUCUAUUCAAUGAUCUUGUUAUUUUUUUUACGUGGUGUUUAAUAGUGUAAAUCUCCAUGUGGGAUGGUCAGUCGUCACCAGAACCUCUUGUUAUUAGCUGACCCAUAGAAUCACUAGAUCGGGUAAAGGCCCUCAGACCAUGUCAAUUUCACAGUAGAUUAUAUUUCUAUGGGCAGACCUAAACUAAGCUAGAAAGUGGUCUUUGUCAUUCUGUCUUUAAAUGACCUCAGAUGGAGACUACAGGACCAUUAUGCCACAAGUUCUACAAGUUUACCAGAGAAAUCUGUAAAAUAUUCAUAGGAAACUGUAUUAUCCCAUUACCUAACACAUUCAUUAAGCCUACAGCAGACUACAAUGGUGUAAAGUCAGACCUUGGCUUUUUUCAGACUUUUUGGAUGUUAGUGAUAUUGAUCUACCCAAUGGUUAUUGUUAAAUGUCUGAGUAGUCCUAAUUAAGUGUUCAGUAAUGGAGUAGGGUGACGUUGCCCCUAGAUGCUGAUCUUGGGUCAGUCUUUAACUUCUCCCACUAAUGGUUAAUGUUAGGAUUGGGGAGGGGAAGCUGAUUCCAGAUCAGUACCGAGGGGAAACUUCCCGCGGGAGCAUCAAUUGGGCAAUUGUACAAGGAAUUGAAAAAUAAGCUUAUUUUGACUCUGAAGAUGUUUUGGUGUUUCUGUCUCUCAUCAUCAUGGUCCAAUCAUGUCAACGGUUACAGUUCCAUUCAGUUUGAACCUUCAAAAGGAGCUUCUUCUCUGUACAGCGUCUCCAUGUCGGUCCCUCAAGUUUCAUUUCAUAACGAUUUGAUGCUCGAUGAAUGUUUUCUUUGCCAAAUAGGUACGAUGUUAUAUGCUGAAAAACAGCACAAUGUUUUGUAAAGUGCACAAUGCAGUCUGGUACCCCACCCCCCUCCCCCCUUCCCCGUUAGACGGUACUCUUCCACCUCGGCCACCCCCAUCCCCCCCAAAAAUGGUCCCUCAGCUAUUAAAAUGGCAGCGCCCGCCCUUGUACUAUGCAGCUCUUAUUAAUUAAUGUACUUUGACCAUUUCUGGCUUCAUUCCGUUUAUUUGACUGGAUGAUCUAAACUAACAAUACAUCCUUUAUUUGAGAUGAUUCAGGAGAGAUGACAACACUGUUGAUCAGAAAAUAGGAUCGGUCUUACUCUGGGAGGCUACUUUUAUAGAACUCAACAUUAUCGCCCCACAUACUUUCUGUAUAUUUAUUUAAUUGAAUAUAUUAAAUGGAUCAUCUAAGGCUUGCUUCUAAAGGGGUUUGUGAAUAGAAAUGACUGCAAUAAAAUGGAAUG
Messenger RNA from Salvelinus namaycush (lake trout), 5344 nucleotides. RefSeq names its product exostosin-like 3. The coding region runs from base 624 to 3377 and encodes 917 amino acids. Lineage: Eukaryota; Metazoa; Chordata; Actinopteri; Salmoniformes; Salmonidae. The record is from RefSeq and is a predicted model, not a curated record. Gene Ontology annotation, molecular function: glycosyltransferase activity. The transcript is spliced from 6 exons. Gene Ontology annotation, cellular component: membrane.